GAGAACAUACAACAAUUGUCCACAAGGAUCUUGUCUCUGUUUCUCGACUUAUGCUUUUGGCAGCUACAACAAGAUAGGGAUAGGCUUCAUUUUCUCCCAAGAGAAGAGAAAAACGACCAAUGCUUCUAACUUACAAGGCAACAGAGACACUGCCACUGAAGUGAAGAGUGUGAUUAAAUCAGUGAAGUAGUUGUUAUAGCAGUGAAGUGGAGAGUGGCACAAACAUGAUGACAAUGAAGCUGUUUUUGAUUGCAUUUGUUUUUACAUGCUUAGUUUCUGGGAUUGUCUCCUCAAGAUCUGUGCUUUCUGACUUAGAAAACGAUGCUGUCUCAGCAAAGCCUUUCUCCUCACCACAACCUAUUAUGGUUAACCUCACUCUUAUUCAAGGAGCUGAUUCUAAAGGAGCUGUUUGUUUAGAUGGAACAUUGCCUGGUUACCAUUUGGACAGUGGAUUUGGAUCUGGUGCAAAUAGCUGGCUUAUUCAUUUGGAGGGAGGAGGAUGGUGUGACACCGUUAGAAACUGUGUUUAUAGAAAAAGGACUCGUCGAGGUUCCUCUAAAUACAUGGAAAAUCAAAUACAAUUCACAGGAAUAUUGAGCAAUAAAGCUGAAGAAAACCCUGAUUUCUAUAACUGGAACAGAGUUAAAUUAAGGUACUGUGAUGGAGCAUCCUUCAGUGGAGAUAGUGAAAAUGAGUCAGCAGAACUUCAAUUUCGAGGACAAAAAAUCUGGCUAGCUGCAGUUGAGGAAUUAAUGUCCAAAGGAAUGCAGGAAGCCAACCAGGCCCUUCUCUCUGGAUGCUCAGCGGGUGGUUUGGCAUCCAUAAUUCAUUGUGAUGAGUUCCAGAGCUUGUUUCCAAAUUCUACCAAAGUAAAAUGUUUGAGUGAUGCAGGGUUUUUUAUUGAUGCAGCUGAUGUAUCUGGUGGACGCACGUUGAGGAGUCUGUUUGAAGGAGUAGUUCAGCUACAGUGGGCUGUUUUGAAAUUGCAGGAAGUUCAAAAAAAUCUGCCUAAGAGUUGUCUCAACCAACAGGACGCAACUUCGUGCUUCUUUCCUCAAAACAUUGUCCAACAUCUUGAGACACCAUUGUUUCUACUCAAUGCUGCAUAUGAUGCAUGGCAGGUCCUAGCCAGUUUAGCCCCACCAUCUGCUGACCCCCUUGGCUUUUGGAGUGACUGCAGAUCAAACCAUGCAAAUUGUAACUCAUCUCAAAUUCAGUUCCUUCAAGACUUCAGAAAUCAAAUGCUAGAUGACGUGAAAAACUUCUCAAAUUCAUCUGAAAGUGGACUUUUCAUAAAUUCUUGUUUUUCUCAUUGCCAGUCUGAGAGACAGGAGACAUGGUUUGCGGAUGACUCUCCCCUUAUAGGGGACAAGCCAAUUGCUAUUGCUGUUGGAGACUGGUAUUUCGAUCGAGAAGCUGUCAAAUCUAUUGACUGUGCUUACCCCUGUGGCAACAAUUGCCAUAAUCUGGUCUUUAAUUGAGUCAAAUUUUGUUGUCACUUGAUAUGGUAAAAUAUGGCAUUUACACGUUCAUCCUUGUAAUUGCAAUUUGUGUAUUUGGCAUUCAUUAAUUGUUAUGGAAGACCAUUCUUGGCUGAGGAUCAUGUAAUUGAUCAUCUAUCAUCUAAAUUAGUAUAAUCGAAUAUAGAAACAUUCAAUUAAGAUGAUAAA
Lotus japonicus is the source of this 1670-nucleotide messenger RNA. RefSeq names its product pectin acetylesterase 10-like. Gene Ontology annotation, biological process: cell wall organization. Gene Ontology annotation, cellular component: plant-type cell wall. The transcript is spliced from 12 exons. The record is from RefSeq and is a predicted model, not a curated record. Lineage: Eukaryota; Viridiplantae; Streptophyta; Magnoliopsida; Fabales; Fabaceae. The coding region runs from base 225 to 1481 and encodes 418 amino acids. Gene Ontology annotation, molecular function: pectin acetylesterase activity.